GGUCACGCUAUACACGUGCGCGCUGUUGCGCGUAUUUCUUUUUAUAUCAAUUUUGAAUAAAAAGCGUCAAGAAAUUCCAUUAAAAUGGGUUCCAAAAGGCCGCUGGACGUCCACAUGUUCCCCUCGGACCUGGAGUUUGCUGUUUUCACCGACCAAGAGAUACAAAAGCUGAGCGUCGUAAAGGUGAUAACUGGCAUCGCUUUCGAUGCCCUGGGACACCCAAUGCCAGGCGGUCUGUAUGACAUACGCAUGGGUUCGUAUGGACGCUGCAUAGACCCAUGUGGAACGUGCCUAAAGAUGCAAGAUUGUCCCGGCCACAUGGGCCACAUAGAGUUGGGCUCUCUCGUCUACAACCCCUUCUUCAUAAAGUUGGUUCAGCGUCUGCUCUGCAUAUUCUGUUUGCACUGUUUCAAGUUGCAGAUGAAAGACCAAGAAUGUGAGGUUAUUAUGCUUCAACUGCGACUCAUCGAUGCCGGAUACAUUAUUGAGGCGCAGGAGCUGGAGAUUUUCAAAUCGGAGGUUGUCUGCCAGAAGGCCGAGGAGCUGGUCAAGCUGGAUAAUGGCGACGCCGUACAUCCCCACAUCGCUGCCAUGUAUGAGCUGCUGUUGAAAAGUCCAAAGGACGCUGGCCAGUCUACAAAGACCACCUGCUCCCUGCGCACGGCCGUCACACAUUCUGCCCUGCAGCGGCCCGGCAAGAAGUGCAGACACUGCAAAAAGUCAAUGCGCUAUGUUCGGUACAUGCAUCGGCGAUUGGUCUUCUACGUGACCAUAGCUGACAUCAAGGAGCGCCUCGGUGAUGGGGCUGAUACCAGCGGCCAAAACAAGGUCAUCUUCGCAGAUGAGUGCCGUCGCUACCUGAGGCAGAUCUACGCCAACUAUCCGGAACUGCUCAGGCUUUUGAUGCCCGUUCUGACUUUAAGCAACACGGAUGCAGCAAAUUCCGGCUAUUCCCCGGUGGAUAUGUUCUUCAUGGACACCAUACCAGUGACGGCACCUCGCGCACGUCCCAUGAGCAUGGUCAACGGCAUGGUAAAGGGGAACCCCCAGACGGACAUCUACGUCAACAUUAUCGAGAACAACAACGUCUUGAAUGUGGUGCUGAGGUAUAUGAGGGGCAAGCAGGAGAAGCUCACGGAGCAGGCGCUGGCCGCCUACCAGGAUAUGAAGGGAUCGAAUGCCCAUGAGAAGCUGUACAAUGCUUGGCUCUCCCUGCAGACUUCAGUCGAUGUCCUGCUCGAUGUGAAUAUGUCGAGGGAGGUGAAGUCUGCCGAGGGUCUGAAGCAGGUCCUGGAGAAGAAGGAAGGUCUCAUCAGAAAGCAUAUGAUGGGAAAGAGAGUCAACUAUGCGGCACGCACGGUCAUCACCCCCGAUCCCAAUAUAGACGUAGACGAGAUCGGCAUACCCGACAUCUUUGCCCGAAAGCUCUCCUAUCCCAUUCCCGUAACCGAGUGGAAUGUAUCCGAUCUACGCAAAAUGGUGAUGAACGGACCGGACGUCCAUCCCGGUGCAAACUACAUACAGGAUAGCAAUGGGUUCACCACCUACAUACCCGCGGACAAUGCAGCCAAGCGCGCCAGCAUGGCCAAGUUGCUGCUGUCCAAUCCCAAGGAUGGCGUUAAGAUCGUCCAUCGUCAUGUGCUCAACGGAGAUUGUCUGCUCCUCAAUCGUCAGCCUUCGCUGCACAAGCCCUCUAUCAUGGCCCACAAGGCACGCAUUUUGUGCGGCGAGAAGACCUUCCGCCUCCACUACUCGAACUGCAAAGCCUACAACGCCGAUUUCGAUGGCGACGAGAUGAAUGCCCACUAUCCGCAAAGCGAGGUGGCCCGCGCGGAGGCCUACAACCUGGUGAAUGUGGCCAGCAAUUACCUGGUGCCAAAGGAUGGCACCCCUCUGGGUGGCCUCAUUCAGGAUCACGUCAUCUCGGGCGUGAAGCUGUCCAUCCGCGGGCGAUUCUUUAACCGCGAGGACUACCAGCAGCUGGUCUUCCAGGGGCUGUCGAACUUAAAGGGAGAUGUCAAGCUGCUGCCCCCGGCCCUGAUAAAACCGACCAUGCUAUGGUCUGGCAAGCAGGUCCUGUCCACAAUUAUUAUAAACCUCAUCCCCGACGGCUAUGAGCUGAUUAAUUUGGAUUCGUUUGCCAAGAUAAGCGGCAAGAACUGGAACGUAGAACGCCCACGGCCGGCAUGGCAUGGAAGCAAUCCACAGGAAAAUGAGCUGAGCGAGAGUCAGGUGCAAAUACGGAGAGGCGAGUUGCUGGUAGGUGUCCUGGACAAGCAGCAGUAUGGCGCGACCACCUUCGGCCUCAUCCACUGCAUGUACGAGUUGUAUGGCGGCGAUGUGUCCACCCGCCUGCUCACAGCCUUCACCAAGGUCUUCACGUUCUUCCUGCAACUGGAGGGCUUCACUCUGGGUGUCAAGGACAUUCUGGUCACUGGCACGGCAGAUCAAAAGAGACGAGAGAUCAUACAGGAGUGUCGCAAUGUGGGUAACAGUGCCGUUGCCGCAGCCCUAGAGCUGGACGAUGUGCCGCCCCACGAUGAGCUGGCCGAGCAAAUGGAGGAGGCCUACGUGAAGGAUCCGAAAUUCCGAGUGCUGCUCGAUCGCAAAUACAAAUCGCUCCUAGACGGCUUCACCAAUGAUAUCAACAAAACUUGCUUGCCUGGUGGUCUCAUCACGAAGUUCCCCUCCAACAAUCUGCAGCUUAUGGUGCUGUCGGGUGCCAAGGGAUCCAUGGUCAACACCAUGCAAAUCUCCUGCCUUCUCGGGCAGAUUGAGCUGGAAGGCAAAAGGCCGCCGUUGAUGAUAUCGGGCAAAUCCCUGCCCAGCUUCACUUCCUUUGAGACGUCACCCAAGUCGGGUGGCUUCAUCGAUGGGCGAUUUAUGACGGGCAUACAGCCCCAGGACUUCUUCUUCCAUUGCAUGGCAGGUCGUGAGGGUCUCAUUGAUACUGCUGUGAAAACAUCUCGUUCCGGUUACCUGCAGCGCUGCCUCAUCAAGCAUCUGGAGGGCCUGAGCGUCCACUACGAUCUAACUGUCCGCGACAGCGACAACAGUGUGGUGCAGUUCCUCUACGGCGAGGACGGUCUGGAUAUUCUCAAAUCAAAGUUCUUCAACGAGAAGUUCUGUGCGGAUUUCCUCACCCAAAAUGCCUCGGCAAUCUUGCGGCCCAGCCAGCUGCUGUUGAUGAAGGAUGAGGAGGGUCUGGCCAAAGUGCAGCGCCAUGAGAAGCACAUACGCAGCUGGGAGAAGAAGAAACCGGCCAAGUUGCGGGCUGCCUUCACUCAUUUCUCUGCGGACCUGCGCGAGGAGGUGGAGGUCAAGCGACCCACAGAGGUCAGUGGGAAAACGGGUCGACGCCGCAUGGACGAAGGUCUGCUCAAGUUGUGGAGGAAGGCCGAUGACGAGGACAAGGCCUUGUAUCAGAAGAAGUACGCUCGCUGUCCCGACCCAUCAGUGGCCGUCUACAAGCAGGAUCUCUACUACGGCAGCGUGUCGGAGAAGACGCGCAAACUGAUCGACGACUAUGCGCGCAAGCAUCCAAGCCAGAAGGAGACGAUAGCCGACAUAAUGCGUAUGAAGAGCAUUAGAGCACUGGCCGCCCCGGGAGAACCCGUGGGCCUAAUUGCCGCCCAAUCCAUUGGUGAGCCGUCCACUCAGAUGACGCUGAACACUUUCCAUUUUGCCGGUCGUGGUGAGAUGAACGUAACUCUGGGUAUUCCCCGUCUGCGAGAGAUUCUCAUGUUGGCCUCCUCGAACAUAAAGACGCCCUCCAUGGACAUACCCAUCAAGCCCGGACAGCAAGUUCAAGCCGAAAAGUUGCGCAUAGCCCUGAAUUGUGUGACUCUGUCCAAUAUCUUGGAGUCCGUCCACAUCAGCACCAGUCUGAGCUUGCAGCCGGAACGAGCCUACGAGUAUGAGCUGCGCUUCCAGUUCCUGCCCAGGGAGGUCUACAAAGAGGACUACGGUGUGCGGCCAAAGCGGAUUAUUAAGUACAUGCAUCAGACCUACUUCAAGCAGCUUAUUCGGGCCAUCCUCAAGGUAUCCAAUGCCAAAAAAACAUCAAAAAUAAUCGAAAUCGAUGACAAGAAGGAGGGCGACAACAAUAAGGACGAGGAUAACGAUCUGGAUAACGCAGAUUAUAUGGGUCCAGGCAAAACUGCUGCCGACAACGAUGACGAUUCAUCGGAUGAUGGCGGCGAUGACGACACCACAGGACUGAAGUUGAAGCAACGCAAAAGCGAUGACAGGGACUACGAUGAUCCAGAUGAUGUUGAAGAGCUGCGCGACGCUAACGAAGACGACGAGGAGCAAGAGGACCAAGAUGACGAGGGCAACGUAGGAGAAAGCAACGAGAACGCCGAUGCGGAUGACAAGUUGGUGGAGAAGCUGCUUAGUAACGAAAUGGUAAAGGACUACACAUAUGACAAGGAGAAUCAUCUGUGGUGCAAGGUUAAACUGCACCUUAGUGUUCGCUACCAGAAGCCCGAUCUGACCUCUAUUAUACGAGAGCUGGCAGCCAAGAGUGUCGUCCACCAGGUGUCGCACAUUAAGCGAGCCAUCAUCUACAAGGGAAACGACGAUGAGCAACUGCUGAAGACGGAUGGCAUCAAUAUUGGUGAAAUGUUCAGUCACGACAAGGUCUUGGACCUGAAUCGGUUGUACUCCAAUGACAUUCAUGCCAUAUCUCGCACUUACGGCAUUGAGGCAGCGUCCCAAGUCAUUGUCAAGGAGGUGAGCAACGUGUUCAAGGUGUACGGCAUCACAGUGGAUCGCCGGCAUCUGUCGCUGAUAUCUGCUUACAUGACCUUUGAUGGCAGCUUCCAACCUCUGUCGCGCAAGGGCAUGGAGCACUCCUCAUCGCCUCUCCAGCAAAUGUCCUUCGAGUCGAGUUUGCAAUUCUUAAAGAGCGCCGCCGGCUUCGGCAGGUCGGAUGACCUCAAUUCCCCAUCGAGUCGCUUGAUGGUCGGUCUCCCUGUGCGCAAUGGUACGGGAGCCUUUGACUUGUUAACGAGAAUAUGUUAAUAUAGUUUAUUCUUUAUAUUAGACAUUUUUCAAAUAAUAAACAUGUUAAUAAAAAUUAA
Drosophila obscura is the source of this 5084-nucleotide messenger RNA. RefSeq names its product DNA-directed RNA polymerase I subunit RPA1 (gene RpI1). The coding region runs from base 85 to 5025 and encodes 1646 amino acids. Gene Ontology annotation, biological process: DNA-templated transcription. Gene Ontology annotation, cellular component: RNA polymerase I complex. The record is from RefSeq and is a predicted model, not a curated record. Lineage: Eukaryota; Metazoa; Arthropoda; Insecta; Diptera; Drosophilidae. Gene Ontology annotation, molecular function: DNA-directed RNA polymerase activity; DNA binding. The transcript has 10 exons.